GCAGAGGCGUCGGAGCGAUCGCGUCGUCCUUACCGGCGGUCACUGUCGGUCAAGCUGAGGAGAAGGGGGAAAAGAGAUACACCCGGAAGUGUUUCGUUGUCGGUCAUGUUGGGUGAGUAAAGUCGCGUGAGGGGUUCGGUCGGCCAUAUUGGAUGGGGGAAGAGACGGCGACGUUACGCGCGCGCCGCCAUUGCACGCGCGUCAUCCCUGAGCAAGAUGGCCGCCCGUUAGCAGCGGCUGCUUCGGGUUCCGCAUUGAAGUUGUCCACGCGCCCACGUCACGCCGAUUCGCGACUUUUUAACGGUGACGAUUCGUGACAAACCCCAGUGUACUGUAUGUAUGGUUGAACUUCUUUCGCACCGUACGUAGCCAACCGUUGCUAAUCGGAGGCGCUUACCGCACUUAAUGACGGGGCCAGUCUAGAAAACACCCCCAUUGACUUCCCACAACUCGCUUUGCUGACCCAGGAAAUACAUUUACUACGACAGCGACAUUCAUUACCACAUAAACACAAUGUACUCAUCUUAUUGGUUCUUUCUACGUGACUUUACCGAACGAACCAAGAAGAUGAAUCCCUGCAGUCACGAAAGCUUUAAAUCAAAAUGUACUCCAUAAACUUUAAUCCAGCAGUGUAUUGAUCACAGCCGAUCUAUUUAAUAUAUUUAAUUUGAGCGAUUUGCUUCGCUUCCUUAUCCUGUAUUGUAUUGUUUGUUAUUGUAAUUCACUGACCCGCCCCUAUUGGACGAACUGAUAUAAAGAGCUUCGUAGCGCAUCGGAUUUGCCCUGCGGUCUAACCCAAGAGUCUGCUGCUGGCGUGGCCGCGCGAAUCUGCGGACGCCAAUGCGCGAAUAGCGACGCGCAGCGCAGAGCUAGACGCACGUGCGCAGCCGCUCGCUCCUCUUGCCUCCGGGUCACUCAUCGUCCCCUUGGGCCCCCCGAGUCCCGGGGUCUCCUCCCUGCUCUUCCCGUGCACCACACCGGACCCCUGGGAGCCAUGGCGAGGAGGAGAGCGAUCGGCCUGGCGUGCGGCCUGGCCGCGUCUGCCGCGGCGGUGCUCGUGCACAGGUCCACCCUCGACCACCCGCCCAGCAUCAACGUGGACGCGCCGCCCGUCAAGUCCCCCGCGGUGUCGACUUUGGCCUCUUGGGACCACAAUUGGGACCGGCGCCAAUCCACGUUCCUGGCGGCGAAGGCCAAGGUGAAGGAGAGCAGCGUGAAUGGUGUUCAGGAGCCGGUGCAACACGAGAAGGAGAAGCAGAGGGGCCAUGGCGCCACGCGCCACAUUCUCCUCGUGCGCCACUCGCAGUACAACCUCGCCGGGCCCACCGACGAGCAGCGCUUCCUCACCGACACCGGGCGUGAGCAGGCCGAGCUGACGGGGCAGCGGCUUGCCAGCCUGGGCUUCCCCUACACCCGCAUGGUGCACUCCAGCAUGAGACGCGCCACCGAGACGGCGCAGAUCAUCAGCACGCACCUGCCCGACGUGGCCCUGAGCAGUAGCGACCUGCUCAGGGAGGGCAUGCCCAUCCCGCCCGAGCCCCCCAUGCGCCCCAAGCCCGACUUCCAGUACUUCACGGACGGGGCGCGGAUCGAGGCGGCGUUUCGCCAGUUCAUCCACAGAGCAGAGCCCGAGCAGCAGGCGGAUUCGUACGAGAUCAUCGUGUGCCACGCCAACGUCAUCCGCUACUUCGUCUGCAGGGCGCUGCAGUUCCCGCCCGAGGGCUGGCUCCGGAUGUCGCUCGACAACGGCAGCAUCACUUGGCUGGCUGUGCGGCCCAGCGGCCGGGUCGGACUCCGGUCGCUCGGGGACUCGGGCUUCAUACCGGCCACCAAGCUGACACACUGACAGCGACCCACAAGCCGGCUCGCCAACGGUGGCCGAUGAGUCGGUUAUCCUGCCCGCCGCGGCACCACGCUCUCUCCCGGUUCUGGAGGUCUUGAUUUUGUUUUUUAGGGGUGUCACUCACCGGACGCUCGUCUCGAGUCUGUGCACGUGUCCAAUAAAAUCGUUUUGUAUUGUCCACACAAACGAGGUUCUGGGCGUGUAAAUAGAAAAGACUGGGAAGCACCUGGAGAAAUUGGUCGUGCGAGGAACUGCGGGAGGAAAAUGAGCUCAAGGUUGCUGUAAGAUGAGAUGGUGGGUGGACUGCGAUGAAGAAGGUCAUUGCCCAAAACGUCGCCUAUUCUGUUUUGUUUCUAAGGCCACAGUGUUAAUGAGGAACGUGUUGAGUUUUGUUGUGUUCGUGCACCGCUGCUGUUGCAGUGUCAUCAAAUUAUUAGGGGAAAAAACGGAAACUUUGGAGGAAAACCUGCCAGAGGCAUCACGGAGACUGAAUCCCUCGCUGGGACACGCCGGGUCGGCAGGCAUGAGAUUGGCACACGCGCUGGGGAUU
Lethenteron reissneri (Far Eastern brook lamprey) is the source of this 2393-nucleotide messenger RNA. It is a transcript of the gene PGAM5, whose product is annotated as PGAM family member 5, mitochondrial serine/threonine protein phosphatase. Gene Ontology annotation, biological process: peptidyl-threonine dephosphorylation; positive regulation of mitochondrial fission. Gene Ontology annotation, molecular function: protein serine/threonine phosphatase activity. Lineage: Eukaryota; Metazoa; Chordata; Hyperoartia; Petromyzontiformes; Petromyzontidae. The record is from RefSeq and is a predicted model, not a curated record. Gene Ontology annotation, cellular component: mitochondrion.